UAUGCACUUUGUCUGCAACCGUCAAAGGUUUCGCUAACGUUAACAUUUCCUGUCGAGAAGAUUAAAAUGUUCCUGCUUCUGAGUUUUACCUGGAUUAUUGCAGGGAUUACAGCGGAGAUCCCCCCAGCGAUGCACUACCGCGUGAAAAACAGCUCAAUAUGUCUACACAUAAAACCACCAGGAUACCAAGAAUAUGAGUGGCUUUUUGAAAAGGAGCUUAUUGUUUUUAGUAAAAACAUCAAAACCAAGUACAAGGACAAAGUGUACUAUAAUCCAAAAAACGGCUCCUUGUGUAUCACCAAGCUCAAUGAGACAGACAGCGGCACCUAUUCCCUUUCUUUCAUUAAUUCUGAUGAUGAAAGAGCAAUUGAGACCCACAAACUGAUUGUUGAAGAAACUGUUCCCAGGCCUGUCAUUGAGAGUUCCCCGCUGCACUUUAACCUGUAUGCUGACCCCUGCAACAUCACAGUCAACUGCUCCAUCCAGGGUGACUGGGUGUGUUCUGUGUGUGACAACAACAGUUGCAUAACAUCUCAGAGAUCAUUAUUCAGCAAGGUCAACAUCACCAUCUUCCUCCACAACAGAGUUAUUGUCUGCAGUGGCAACAAUAACAUCAGCAAGAGCAAUGUUUCUGAAAGCAUGGAGGGAAUGUGCGUUGGAAAAUCUAAUCCUGAAUCUGAAGUGACAUUAAAACUACACAUUGUAGUACUUAUAUGUAUUGCAUUGUGUGUAUCCCUCUGUGCCUUUGCUGUCUGUGUGGCUAAAAGGCUCUUUCAAACAGAAUGUAAUCAAAAACAGACAUCUCCUGCUCGGAUAAUACAAAGCCAGCCAGCGGAGGAAGAGCCAAACUCUGUGCCGAGAGUCUCUUCCUCUAGUUCCAAUCAAGCCUGGUAUGAAAACGUGGAUGAUGCAUUGCCCUGUCAGACCAGCAGCCCAAACAUCAGCCCAAGAGAGGAGCUGGGAUCUAAGCGGGAAGUUGAUACAGUCUACAGUGUUUUAGAGAGACACAAUACAACAUCCCAUCAAGGCAAAAGCAGUGAAGAAACUAUAGGACAUCAGGCAAAACACGAGGCAACGACUUCACAGGAGCAACCUUCGCAAGUCGACACGGUGUACAGUCUGUUGCAGAAGAAAACAAAUGUGAAGUCAUAGCACCACCAAUAGGUCAGACAAGAUUUUCAGAAUCCCCGAAAACUGGAGGAUACAUCUUUUGUACAGUGUGUUUGGUUUCUUUCAGAGCGUUAUGUUAAGCCUUUUGUUUUAGUUUUUUAGUAAAAAAGCUACCUUAAAUGACACAUUAUUCUAUUGAAACGAAUAUUAACUGAAAACAUACUGGAAUUUCUCAUGUGAUUGUCAGAAAUAUUUACACACGCGUAAGUAGUAUCUUUGUAACAUGCUUGUAAUUCAAAGAAAGCAUUAAAUCCUGAUAAAUAAAAAAAACAGCAAAUAUUUGAUUUCGAACACACUUCAAAAGGACCUCAAUUCAAAGCAGUGAACCGUAGCUCUUUGGGUAUUAGAAGUGAAAAAUGGAGACUAACUGCCUGUUUUGAUUUGAAAUGUUAUGUAUGUAUUUUCUUUUAGGACUUACAUUUGAGCAUGUUAAGUAAUUUCAGAAGUUGAAUACACAGUACAGGGAUCCUACAUUGAUAAUUUGACAAGUAGUGAACGCACAAUUGACUGAUAAUGUUCACCUCCUUAGCUUUGCACUGAUGCCUGGUAGUGGGGUGAAGACAUUAAAUUAAAUUAAAGGGGACCUAUCAUGCAAAAUG
Messenger RNA from Trematomus bernacchii (emerald rockcod), 1769 nucleotides. RefSeq lists its product as uncharacterized. The transcript has 5 exons. Lineage: Eukaryota; Metazoa; Chordata; Actinopteri; Perciformes; Nototheniidae. The record is from RefSeq and is a predicted model, not a curated record. Bases 67 to 1152 code for a protein of 361 amino acids.